AUGUCUGAAUUACACGCAGUUUUACAAACGAUCAAUGAAUCACUAGACAAUACCUCAGAGUCUCUUGAUAAAUUGAGAAGCAUCUAUUUGGAAAAUGGUUUGGGCGCUACUGAAGCAGCUAAACUAAGUUUACAAUCCGACUUAUUGAAAGGUGGUGAAACUAAGGAAAAAGUGUCAUUAUUGAGUUUAAAAAAUGGUAGUAUGAUCUCUUACAUUUCUUCAUUAUUAAUGAUUGUUGGUGAAAAAUUAAAUGGAGGUAAUAUCAAAGAUUUAACCGUUUCAGAGCAUCGUGAAAAAACCAUAGAGAAUCGUGUAGUGCUUGAACGUGGUGUUAGACCUCUAGAGAAGAAGUUGGCUUACCAACUAGAUAAAUUGACAAGAGCUUAUACAAGAAUGGAAAAAGAAUAUAUAGGUGCAGAAAAGCGUGCCUUGGAAAGAUCACAACAGCAAUUGAAGGGUUCAUCUGAUGAAGAAGAUGAGGAUGACUCCAGUGAUGAAGAAGAACUAUCUUAUAGACCUAACGCAGCAGGUAUGGUAAAGUCAUCUACAGUAAAACACAGAAAUAAUAGUGACAAAGCUACCGAAGACCAACAUAAUGAGGAUGAGGAAGAUGAAAACGAUGAAGACAAGAAUAGUGGAGUAUAUAAACCACCAAAAAUCAGUGCUAUGUUACCUCCAAGAGAACAGCACUUUGAUGAUAGAUUCAAUGCUCAAGAACAUAAAGAUCGUAGUAACAGAUCUCGUAUGCAAGCUAUGGAAGAAUAUAUCAGAGAAAGUUCAGAACAACCUGACUGGGAAAGCUCUAUUGGUGCUAAUAUCGUGAACCAUGGUAGAGGUGGUAUCAAGACAUUAAGAGACACCGAGAAGGAAAGAAGAAUUACAACCUAUGAAGAAGAAAACUUCACUAGAUUGAACGUUGGUGGUAGUAAAAUCGAUAAAAGAAAACAAAAACAGAGAGAAAGAAUGGCCAAAGUUAACAUGAUUGGUGGUGAAGAUUUCAGUAUUUUCAACUCCAAGAGAAAAUUAGAGGAUAGCACUUCAAGACGUGGUAACAAGAAAAGUCGCAGCGCAUGGGAUAGAGCUAAAAGAAGACUAUAG
This is a messenger RNA of Vanderwaltozyma polyspora DSM 70294, 1098 nucleotides long. RefSeq names its product small subunit rRNA maturation protein LCP5 (gene LCP5). Gene Ontology annotation, cellular component: small-subunit processome; nucleolus. NCBI's taxonomy places the organism in Eukaryota, Fungi, Ascomycota, Saccharomycetes, Saccharomycetales, Saccharomycetaceae. Gene Ontology annotation, biological process: maturation of SSU-rRNA from tricistronic rRNA transcript (SSU-rRNA, 5.8S rRNA, LSU-rRNA). The record is from RefSeq and is a predicted model, not a curated record. Bases 1 to 1098 code for a protein of 365 amino acids. The transcript has a single exon.